Pyrgilauda ruficollis (rufous-necked snowfinch) is the source of this 1335-nucleotide messenger RNA. It is a transcript of the gene GABRB1, whose product is annotated as gamma-aminobutyric acid type A receptor subunit beta1. The record is from RefSeq and is a predicted model, not a curated record. Gene Ontology annotation, molecular function: neurotransmitter receptor activity; extracellular ligand-gated monoatomic ion channel activity; GABA-A receptor activity. The transcript is spliced from 8 exons. Lineage: Eukaryota; Metazoa; Chordata; Aves; Passeriformes; Passeridae. Gene Ontology annotation, cellular component: GABA-A receptor complex; membrane; synapse. The coding region runs from base 19 to 1335 and encodes 438 amino acids. Gene Ontology annotation, biological process: monoatomic ion transmembrane transport; signal transduction; chemical synaptic transmission.
GCCGACGGGCCCAGCAACAUGUCCUACGUGAAGGAGACUGUGGACAGGCUGCUCCAAGGCUACGACAUCCGCCUCCGCCCGGACUUCGGAGGUCCGCCCGUGGAUGUGGGCAUGCGGAUAGAGAUCGCCAGCAUCGACGUGGUCUCGGAAGUCAACAUGGACUACACCCUGACCAUGUACUUUCAGCAGUCCUGGAGGGAUAAAAGGCUCUCUUAUUCUGGAAUACCUUUGAACUUAACUCUGGACAACAGAGUGGCUGACCAGCUCUGGGUGCCGGACACGUAUUUCCAAAAUGACAAGAAAUCAUUUGUCCAUGGGGUGACAGUGAAAAACCGAAUGAUUCGACUCCAUCCAGAUGGGACAGUCCUUUAUGGCCUACGGAUCACAACAACAGCUGCUUGCAUGAUGGAUCUACGCAGAUAUCCUCUGGAUGAACAAAACUGCACGCUAGAAAUUGAAAGUUAUGGAUACACUACUGAUGAUAUUGAAUUUUACUGGAAUGGAGGAGAGGCAGCAGUAACAGGAGUUAAUAACAUCGAGCUCCCGCAAUUUUCUAUUGUGGAUUACAAGAUGGUAUCAAAGAGAGUGGAAUUUACAACAGGAGCAUAUCCUCGACUAUCACUUAGCUUCCGGCUUAAAAGAAAUAUUGGAUACUUCAUUUUGCAAACCUAUAUGCCUUCCACACUGAUCACAAUUCUGUCAUGGGUGUCUUUUUGGAUCAAUUAUGAUGCCUCUGCAGCCAGAGUUGCUCUAGGAAUCACGACUGUGCUGACCAUGACCACCAUCAGCACCCACCUCAGGGAGACCUUGCCAAAGAUUCCCUAUGUCAAGGCAAUAGAUAUUUACCUGAUGGGAUGCUUUGUGUUUGUGUUCCUGGCCUUGCUGGAAUAUGCCUUUGUAAACUACAUAUUCUUUGGGAAAGGACCUCAACGUCAAAAAAAGACAGCAGGCAGAGCAGGACGUGCUACAGGAGAGAAGGGCAGACUGGAAACAAAUAGAGUCCAGGUGGAUGCCCAUGGAAACGUGCUGGAACCACGUGAACUACAAAAUAACAUUUGCAGGAUCUUCCAUGACCCCCCAGCCACCACGUACGUGUGCAACAGUGCCAACCUGCAGUACAGAAGAGCCGCUUCCAGCAGAGACCUCUACAGCAGGAGCGCUCUGGACAGACACAGGCUCCAUAAAAAAGGACACUUACGCAGGAGGGCAUCCCAGAUCAAAGUCAAAAUCCCUGAUUUGACUGAUGUUAACCUGAUAGACAAGUGGUCCAGAAUGGUCUUUCCCAUCAUGUUCAUUCUCUUUAAUGUUGUUUACUGGCUGUAUUAUGUCCACUAA